This is a messenger RNA of Mesorhabditis belari, 945 nucleotides long. The record is from the annotation of a GenBank genome assembly. Lineage: Eukaryota; Metazoa; Nematoda; Chromadorea; Rhabditida; Rhabditidae.
AUGUUGUUGCCGCCAAUUUUGCAACUACUCUUUACGAGUUUCGAGUAUCCAGGAAUCUCAAUUGGACAUGAAGCAAUUCGACUUCAUCUAUUCUCCGGCCCAGUCUUGAUCACUUUAAUCACGAACAUUCUGGCCACAUUAACCAUCGUUUUUCUCUUCUCCGAGCCAGCUUCUUUAGAGCAAAUGAAAAUCCAAGAAACACUUAAUAAGGGAAAGCAAUCAGAGAAAUUCGAGAGUUGCUCUUUUGGAGUAAAGACAAUGAAUUUCUUGAAAAAUCCCAGCUUCUCUUGGCAUCUUAUCUCUAUGAUUUGCUUAGCAAAAGUGGCUAUUUAUGCCUCGAAUGCGACUGUGACUGUGGUCCAUUCUGCUUGGUCACAAAUCGCUUUUGGCUGGUCUUCUUCAGAAACAGUUAUCAAAUUAACAAAUGCAAAGAUUUAUUUGGGAAUCGUCUCCAUUACGAUCACACUCGUGCUUUUUAAGCUAGGGAAAAAAAUCGGCGACCACGUGGUUCUUUUGAUCUGCUCGCUUUUUAUUCUCUCGCAUUUUAUAAUCACCUAUCCUAUGCCCGAAUUGGCAACCCUGACAACACCAUUGUAUAAUGAAACAACUCAUGGAGGAUGUAAUGAAAUAGAAUACUCAUGGUGUGGAGCAAGAGUUGGGAAUUCGGAUGUCUGGGUCUAUUCAUCGGUAGCCCUUAUGGUAAUCGCUGUGCAAAUCGCAUUGGUCUCAUCAGACGCAAUUUUCUCGAAUCUUCUAGAGAAAAUUGAUCAGAGCAUGAUGCAAGGGUUGUUAAUUGUUUUGAGUGAUGCCGUUCAAAUGAUCGCUUCAAUGUACUCAGCUGAUUUGUUCACUCGUUGGGGACUUGAACCGCUUUGGAUUCUCAACAUUUUCAUCUCAAUCUUUGUCGUUUUCGUUUCAAUAUUCUAUUUUAAAAGAUUUAAAUUG